AUGAUAACCAACGUUUCGGAAAUCUUUGAUAUCGAUGAAGAAGAAGAGGAGGAGAAGAAAACCCCUGAGGAUCGGAAACGGGUGUUUAGGAAAGAAUUGAGUUCUAUGCUAUACGGGUUUGGGGAUGUAAAGGUAGGUUUUAUUUAAGGUAUUGUGUACUGGAUGAUUUUAGGAGACUGACGAAUCUACAUUGGAAACCCUCGAAAAAAUUGUAAUGGACUACAUUGAACGGUUGUGUAAGAAGGCGUUGAAAGUGGGGAAAGGUAAUCGAUUGGGAUUGGAUGACAUCUACUACCUCAUCAGGAGAGAUCGCAAGAAAUUCUCCAGGGUUCGUGAACUUUUAUCGAUGAGCGAAGAGCUGAAGAAGGCCAGGCGAGCCUUUGACGAUGCCAAAGAGAUCUAG
Messenger RNA from Bursaphelenchus xylophilus (pine wood nematode), 403 nucleotides. Lineage: Eukaryota; Metazoa; Nematoda; Chromadorea; Rhabditida; Aphelenchoididae. The record is from the annotation of a GenBank genome assembly.